AAUCUGGAGACACGGUAGUGUCUCGGCGUUAAGAUUGUAUUGACUUAGCAAAUCAGCGGAAUAUACUGAGGGACGCAUCGAUGCCGAAAUACUAUUGUGACUAUUGCGACACUUAUUUGACACAUGACUCGCCGAGCGUGCGGAAGACCCAUUGCCAGGGUCGCAAGCACAAGGAUAACGUCAAGUAUUUCUAUCAGAAAUGGAUGGAGGAACAGGCCCAGCAUUUGAUCGACGCGACAACGGCUGCUUUCAAGGCCGGUAAGAUCGCCUCCAACCCUUUCGCGGCCAACAAAGGUGCGGCAAUACCACCGCCACCGAACCUCGGCUCCAACCUUGGCUCGAGAUCUGGAGUACCACCUCAGGGACCCCCAGGAAUGAUGCCACCGCCGGGUAUGCAUCCAGCUGGUCCGAUGGGUCCAGGAGGCCCGAUGAUGAUGGGACCACAUGGACCAAUGCCACCUCCUAUGAUGGGCAUGAGACCGCCUAUGAUGGGACCGAUGGGGCCAAUGGGUCCUAUGAUGGGUCCUAUAGGCCCUAUGGGACACAUGAGACCACCGAUGAACGGACCACCACCUCCAAUGGUUGGCCCACCGCCAAUGAAAAAAUAACAUUUAGACUAAAGACUUUUAUUUCUCAUGUGUUAUAUUGGAUAUAAUUAAAGCAAAACCAAACUUUAUUGUAAAUGUGCUUAUUAGAGUGUCAUCAACACUAAAUUACGUAUAUUGUAUAUUUAAGAAUUCUGUACAA
Mycetomoellerius zeteki is the source of this 747-nucleotide messenger RNA. It is a transcript of the gene snRNP-U1-C, whose product is annotated as small ribonucleoprotein particle U1 subunit C. Gene Ontology annotation, biological process: mRNA 5'-splice site recognition; spliceosomal snRNP assembly; mRNA splicing, via spliceosome. The record is from RefSeq and is a predicted model, not a curated record. Lineage: Eukaryota; Metazoa; Arthropoda; Insecta; Hymenoptera; Formicidae. The coding region runs from base 81 to 608 and encodes 175 amino acids. Gene Ontology annotation, molecular function: pre-mRNA 5'-splice site binding; zinc ion binding. Gene Ontology annotation, cellular component: nucleus; U1 snRNP. The transcript has 2 exons.